Molecule: messenger RNA, 742 nt
Organism: Macadamia integrifolia
Lineage: Eukaryota; Viridiplantae; Streptophyta; Magnoliopsida; Proteales; Proteaceae
Product: probable glutathione S-transferase
Exons: 2
Coding region: 1-666 (221 amino acids)
Biological process (GO): glutathione metabolic process
Cellular component (GO): cytoplasm
Molecular function (GO): glutathione transferase activity
Source: RefSeq, a predicted model, not a curated record
AUGGCAGAUGAGAUUGUUCUUCUAAAUUUCUGGCCCAGCUGCUUCGGUGCAAGGGUGAGAAUUGCCUUAGCUGAGAAGGGUAUCAACUACCAAUACAGAGAACAGAACCUCCUCCAAGAAAAGAGCCCUCAAUUACUUCAGUUGAAUCCAAUUAAUAAGAAGGUUCCUGUGUUCAUCCAUAAUGGGAGACCCAUCUGUGAAUCUCUCUUCAUUGUUGAAUACAUAGAAGAGAUCUGGAAGGACAAAGCUCCUUUGCUGCCUUGUGAUCCUUACCAAAGAGCCCAGGCCAGGUUUUGGGCUGAUUACAUCGAAAAGAAGUGUUACGGCUUCAUAAGGAGAAUAUUGUACAGUGGAAAGGAAGAAGAACGAAAGGAAGCUAAGAAGGAAUUUAUAGAAAUGCUGAAGGUGAUGGAAGGAGAGCUUGGAGACAAGGCUUACUUCGGGGGUGACAAUUUUGGGUUUGUGGAUGUGAGUUUUGUGCCUUUCCAUAGCUGGUUUUAUGCUCUAGAGACGUUUGGCAACUUCAGCAUAGGAGCCGAGUGCCCAAAGCUGCUAGAUUGGGCCAAGAGGUGCAUGCAAAGGGAGAGCGUGGCUCAGUCUCUUCCUGAUCCACUCAAGAUGUACCACUAUGCUCUUCAAAUGAAGAAGAGGUUUGGUGUGGAGUAGGGAGAAAAGUAGUUAUUUCAAUUGUGUGUGUGUGUGUGUGUGUGUGUGCGUGUGUGUGUGUGAGAGAGAGAGAGAU